Molecule: messenger RNA, 903 nt
Organism: Aphidius gifuensis
Lineage: Eukaryota; Metazoa; Arthropoda; Insecta; Hymenoptera; Braconidae
Product: WD repeat-containing protein 55 homolog
Exons: 2
Coding region: 19-591 (190 amino acids)
Source: RefSeq, a predicted model, not a curated record
AGAUUUGCAACGUUUAAAAUGAGAGAAGGUGAUAAAAAGUGGCGUGUACAAGUAGAAGCUGAGUCGAUGGAAUACGAUCAUAUAGUUGGUAAAUUAAUACAAUGUACUGAAGAAUGGACAAAACCUGACCCGAAAAAUCAUGACGUCAAAUUGGAAUUCGUAAACGAUUUACCUAUAAAUUCAGACCAACCAACAAUACUUGAUUCAGAAACAAAUCAAUAUGUAAUACCAAGUAUGAGUGAUGAUUGGAAAGAUGCUGGACAAUCGGUACUUCCAUUUAUGGAUGCACAAACUAUAGGUUGUUCACCAGAAGCACCACUUGGUGGUAUUGGUCUUCAUCAUCGUGGUGUAGCUAAGGAUUCUGAGGAUUCUGGAUUUUUGGGACUGACUGCUCAUACAGUUAAUUAUGCUAGUUAUUUGAAACAAAGUGCGGAAAAAUAUGCUGAAGCACGAAAACGGCAAAAGGAAGAAGAAGAUGAUGAAGAUGAUGAUGAUGAUGAUGACGAUGGUGAUGGUGAUGAUGAUGACGACGAUGAUGAUGAAGAUGAAGAUGAUGAUGAUGAUGAUGAAGAUGAUGAUGAUGAUGAUUGAGUUGGUAUAUAAACUUUUAAUAAUUCUAUUUAAUUAAAAAAAAAAAACUUUGUUAAUGUAAUGAUUAAAACAAAGUAAAAAACCUAUAUUUCCAUCUACUUCUAUAAUUGCAUUAAAUCACUAUAUAACAAUAUAGAAGAGACGUAAGAAAAAUAUAAAAAAAAUAAAUCUGUUAUUUAUAAGAAACAAAACUGUUAAAUCUUUUUUUUUUUUUUUGUUCUUAUUUCUUGUUUUGAAUAUAUAUAAAAAUGUAUUAAAUAUUUUCAACCCAAAUUUAAUAAAUAAAAAAUGAAAAAGGUGUCAAAUUUUAAA